Pelecanus crispus (Dalmatian pelican) is the source of this 1251-nucleotide messenger RNA. The record is from RefSeq and is a predicted model, not a curated record. NCBI's taxonomy places the organism in Eukaryota, Metazoa, Chordata, Aves, Pelecaniformes, Pelecanidae.
AUGGGUGGAUUAAUUUCAAGAUGGAGGGCAAAGCCUUCCACUGUAGAAGUAUUAGAAAAAAUUGAUAAGGAAAUACAGACAUUAGAAGAAUUUAGAGAAAAAAAUCAGAGGCUACAGAAACUAUGGGUUGGAAGGCUGCUCCUCUACUCUUCACUUCUUUACCUUAUCACCUGCUUAAUUGUAUAUUUAUGGUAUCUUCCUGAUGAAUGGACAGCAAGGUUGUUUAUGACACUUCCAUUUUUUGCAUUUCCAUUCAUAAUCUGGUUUGUAAGAACACUGCUCAUUUUUUUCUUUUCCAGAAGGACAGAAAGGAAUAAUGAUGCGCUGGAAGAUUUAAAAUCUCAAAAGAAAAAAAUACUUGAGGAAGUAAUGGAGAAGGAAACGUACAAGACUGCUAAAUUAAUCCUGGAAAGGUUUGAUCCAGAAUCAAGUGCAAAGGAGGCUGAACUGCCGUCUGCUGGAACAUCUGCAACCCCAAGACCUGGACAAGAAAUUCGUCAGAGGACCACAGCUCAAAGAAGUGCUUCUACGACCCCGCCUCCGACUCCUAAACAAGGCUCUCCAAAAUCACUGGUUCCAGCAUCUCCUAAUCUGCAGAGGGACACAUCAGCUCUGAGUGGACACCCAGAAAGAACUGUUGUGCCAACCUUGCAGUCAAAUGUUUUACCAAGACGCCCUGGAUCCCCUGCUAGUUCAGUGCCUGGAAUGGGUCUUCAUCCUCCAGGCCCUCCUUUAGCAAGACCAAUUCUUCCUCGAGAAAGAGGAGUUGUGGAUAGAGUUAUUGAAUAUUUGGUUGGCGAUGGUCCUCAAAACAGGUACGCCCUUGUAUGUCAGCAAUGUUUUUCUCACAAUGGUAUGGCUUUGAAGGAGGAGUUUGAAUACAUAGCGUUUAGGUGUGCCUACUGCUUUUUCCUGAAUCCUGCAAGAAAAACUAGACCUCAGGCUCCACGACUUCCAGACUUCAGUUUUGAAAAAAAGCAAUCUGCAGAAUUGCAAUCUGAAACUGAGCCUCUAGAACCUAGAGAGAGGAAGCCCCAGGAGACUCAACAGACAGAAGAAUCUGAAGAGGACAUGGCCCAGGUUGCUGAGACAAAUGAGACGGAUGAUAAAGCACCAAGUCCUGAGCAGCUAAAUGAUAAGCUUGCUGAGGAAGUUGAAAAAGAAGCAGAAAACAUUUCAACAACUGAAGACUCUAUUUCAGAGUCUAUUUCAGCUGAACAAAGUGAAGAAUCUUUAAUGAAAGCAGAAUAA